Messenger RNA from Sugiyamaella lignohabitans, 1020 nucleotides. It is a transcript of the gene ARA2, whose product is annotated as D-arabinose 1-dehydrogenase (NAD(P)(+)) ARA2. Gene Ontology annotation, cellular component: cytosol. The record is from RefSeq and is a predicted model, not a curated record. The coding region runs from base 1 to 1020 and encodes 339 amino acids. Gene Ontology annotation, molecular function: D-arabinose 1-dehydrogenase [NAD(P)+] activity. Gene Ontology annotation, biological process: dehydro-D-arabinono-1,4-lactone biosynthetic process. The transcript has a single exon. Lineage: Eukaryota; Fungi; Ascomycota; Dipodascomycetes; Dipodascales; Trichomonascaceae.
AUGACACAGUCAGAGGUUAUUAUCAAGCCUAUAACGACCAAUAUACCAAAGUCUAUUGAAGAUUUACCAGAUAUUGUAUUAGGAGCAGGAGUUUUCAACUAUCAAUACACGGAUGACCCUCAUGGCUUAUCUGCUGAAAAUGUUUUAAGAAAAGCAUUUGACCUUGGUAUACGUGCUUUGGACACAUCUGCUUAUUAUGGUCCUUCAGAAGAGAUUGUGGGAAAGGCCCUGAAGAGUAUGGCCUCGGAGUACCCAAGAGACACGUAUCUGAUCUGUACGAAAGCGGGUCGUGUAGCAGAAAAUAACUUCGACUAUUCUGCAGCAUCUAUUAGAAGCUCUGUCUUGAGAAGCUUGGAAAGACUGAAUACCACAUAUCUGGAUGUUCUGUAUAUACACGACGUUGAAUUUGUCGAGACUAAACAGUGUUUAGAAGCUAUUGACGAGGCCUUCGCGUUAAAGAAAGCGGGCUACAUCAAAAACGUAGGCAUAUCUGGCUACCCACUUGACUUUUUAUUAUAUUUAGCUACACUGGCAAAGAAUACACUAUCACAUGGAUCUCUGGACAUCAUACUGAGUUAUUCCAACUUUUGUAUGCAGAACACUUUGCUGGAAGAUUAUGUUACAAAAUUUAAAACUGAAGCAGGAGUAAGGGUGGUUCUCAAUGCCUCACCUCUGAGUAUGUCGCUAUUAAGAGCUGUACCUCCUCAUCCAUUUCACCCCGCAUCUCUAGAGCUUCGUAAAGCAGUUUCUGAAGCGUCUGUUUACACCUCGCAACAUGGUGUCGACAUUUCUGAUUUGGCGGUGCGAUUUGUAUAUACUCAUUGGACUCAUGGCCCGACAGUGUUUGGUCUCCAAACUGUUCGUGAGGUUGAAACAGCAGUCCAGCAGUACUGGCAAGCCAAAACAGCAGCACAAUCCAAAGAAGACGAAGUCCUUUUGAAGGGUGUACGUGAGAUUCUUGGCAGCACUUUAAACCAGACCUGGCCAUCUGGUAUCGAGCAUCCUGAUAUGACUGCAUGA